AUGGCGGCUUUACAAGAGGUCGUAGUGGCGGCGGCGUCGGUGGAUUCGCCCGUGUGCGUCUGGGACCUCACCACCGGGUCGCUUCUCGCGUCGCUAGUGUCGUCCUCGUCGCAGCGCCGCGGGCUGUGCGCAAUGGGACGCGACCACGUGGCGGUGUCGCAGCUGACGCGUGGCGAGUCCAAGGCGGGCGCCGUGAACGUGUGGUCGUGGAGGAAGUCCGCGGUGGCGGUGCGCAGCCCAACGACGGAGGCCAUAGGCCCGCUGGCGGCGACCGCGGACGGCGUGUACCUGUGCGGGGGCGGCGUGUCGGGGCGCGUUUACGUGUGGGAGGCGGCGACCGGGCGGCUGCUGCGCGUGUGGGCGGCGCACUACCGCGCGGUGACGUGUCUUGCGCUGUCGGACGACGACGCGCUGCUGGUGUCGGCGGGGGAGGACAGUAUCAUCCACGUCACACCCCUCGUGCGGAUACUAGACGGGGUGAAUCAACCAGGGGGAGGAGGCGGGGGAGGCGGGGGGGCCGGGAGCGGCAAGGGCGGAGGGGGAGCGGAGGGGUCAGGGGGUGUGCAGCCCAUGUACACGUGGCAGCAGCACCAACAGGCCAUCACGUCCCUGUGGAUGGCAGCGGGCGGGUCUGUGCCCCGCACUCACCUCUUCCUCUGCUUCUCCUUCUGUAUCGCUCCCGCUGUCCCUCCCCUCUCCUCCCGUCCCAUCAGGCCAUCACGUCCCUGUGGAUGGCAGCGGGCGGAGUCAACUCGGUGCUUGUCUCCUCGUCCUCUGACCACUCGUGCAAGGUGCGCUGCUGUCUGUCUGUCACAGGAGACUCUCUUUUCAGAAUGCAUUGCUCGUCCGCUCGUCCCUUCCCUGCAUAUAUGCAUCGCUGCUUGCCUCGACGCCUGCCUCGCUGCCUGCAUACCCGACGUUCACGCACUCAGUUCACCUCUUCUCCCUCCCUCCUCUCCGACCUGCCAUUCUCCCCUCAUUCCUUCCCUCUCUUUCCCACUUCCAUCCAUGAUCCCCCUCCCCCCAUUCUCCCCUCGUUAUCCCCUUUUCUUUUCCCACCCCUCAUUCCCCCCCUCCCCAAAUUCUCCCCCCCCCGCCCCGCCGUAUCAGAUCUGGAGUCUAGCGAUGGGCGCGCUGCUGCGGUCAUACGUCUUCCCAGUGGCCGUGACAGCAGCAGCCAUGGAUCCGGGCGAGUACACGCUGUACGCGGGGGGAGCAGACGGCAACAUCUACCUCACGGCGCUCAACUUCACGGCUGUCAGCAGCAGCGCCAUGGACCCCAUGACGCAUGACGACGCGCUGAUCGGCCACAGGUGGGUGUGUGUGGUGCGCGGUGCAGUGCUGUGGGGAGGGAUGCCACGUUCAGCCGUGCGAUGCUGUGUCACACAUGCUCACUGUCGCCGCUCCCGCCUAUCCUGCCCCCUCCUUCCCCCCAACAGUCACAGUCACAGCAUCAACAUCAGCAUCACAGCAUUGGAGUUCAGUGCGGAUGCGGUGUCUCUGGUGUCGGCAUCAGAGGAUUGCACGGUAUUACGUCUCAUCUCUCCCCUUCCGCCCUUCUCCUCCGCUCUCCCCCCCUUCGACAACAACAUCAGUCACAGCAUCACAGCAUUAGAGUUCAGUGCGGAUGCGGUGUUGCUGGUGUCGGCUCACAGCAUCACAGCAUUGGAGUUCAGUGCGGAUGCGGUGUCACUGGUGUCGGCAUCAGAGGAUUGCACUGUGCGCGUGUGGGACACUGUCACUCGCCAACUGCUCCGCACCUUCACCAACUGCAAAGGCCCUGUCUCCUGCCUGCUGGUCCUCCCCAAGCCCCCCACGCUCUUCCCCUCGUCAGACAUCUCCCGCUCCUCCGCCUCUGCCUCGGCGCGCAAGCCCUCCGCGCUCCCACCCAUGCCUCUGCACAAGUACGCCAACGCCGCUGCCACUGGCCUCACCGGGAGUGAACCCUGGGAGGAGGCGCCUCUGCUGCUGCCGAACGUUGCCGGAGGGGGAGGAGGAGGAGGGGGAGGAUGGGGAGUGGGUGGGGGGUUGGUGCCGGUUCCUGGGAGUGUGGGCGGGGAGAGGGAGGGCGAGGAGUGGGGGGGAGUGGACGGGUGUUACAGCAGCGAGGUGCUGGUGCGGACUGUGGUUGAGACCAAGGAGGACCAAUCGCUGGUAGCGCUGCAGCUGCAGAACGCGCGGCUGCUGAGCAACCUGCAGCGCGCCAACGAGGGGCUCAGGCAGAUGUACCGCCUGGCGAUCUCUGAAACUCCCUCUUCCUUCUCCCUUCUUCCGUCUCCCCUCUCCCUUCCCCCGUCCCCCUUCUCCUGCCCCUCUCCGCACUACCCUAUCCCCUUCACCACCUCCCCUUCCGCUUCCCCCUCUCCCUGUCCGUCUCCCCCCACCGCCCCCCCCGGCCGUCCCGUCCCCCCUGUCUUCCCUUUACCAGGAGGACCAAUCGCUAGUGGCGCUGCAGCUGCAGAACGCGCGGCUGCUGAGCAACCUGCAGCGCGCCAAUGA
Molecule: messenger RNA, 2499 nt
Organism: Closterium sp. Naga37s-1
Lineage: Eukaryota; Viridiplantae; Streptophyta; Zygnematophyceae; Desmidiales; Closteriaceae
Source: the annotation of a GenBank genome assembly